CCAGCUCCCUCCCUUCAGCCAGGUACAAAGGCUGAGGCUGAUGAAGGUGCCUGACCUGUGGAAGACCUCCUGCAUCGUCCCAAUUCCAAAGAAAGGUCGUCCCAGCGCUCUCAAUGACUACAGACCUGUGGCACUCACGUCACGUGUCAUGAAGACAUUUGAGAGGCUGGUUCUCCAGCACCUGAGGACCCUGCUCACUGCUUUCCAGGAUCCGUUGCAGUUUGCAUAUCAGAGGCACAUUGGUGUGGAGGAUGCUAUCAUCUUCCUGACCCACAAAGCCCUGUCACACCUGGAGACAAAGGGAAGCACUGUGAGAGUCAUGUUCUUUGACUUCUCCAAUGCUUUCAAUACCAUCCAGCCCUGCCUCCUGAGGGACAAACUGCUGGAUAUGCAGCUGCACCCUGACAUCUCAGCCUGGAUUUUUAACUACCUCACGGGCCGCCCACAUUAUGUUAGAGUCGACGGCUGUGUCUCUGAUGUAGUGACGGGCAACACAGGAGAGGUGGUAGCGGACUACCGGAAGAAGAAGAGGCCCCCUGUCCCAGUCAUCAUCCAGGGGGAGACAGUGGAGAGGGUGGACUCAUACAAGUACCUUGGGGUCCACAUCAACAAUAAACUGGACUGGUCUCACAGCUCUGACACCCUCUUCAGGAAGGGACAGAGCCGGAUAAUCCCAGUCCAAGUCCCCACAAUCUAA
Labrus bergylta (ballan wrasse) is the source of this 697-nucleotide messenger RNA. The record is from RefSeq and is a predicted model, not a curated record. Lineage: Eukaryota; Metazoa; Chordata; Actinopteri; Labriformes; Labridae.